Molecule: messenger RNA, 8158 nt
Organism: Astyanax mexicanus (Mexican tetra)
Lineage: Eukaryota; Metazoa; Chordata; Actinopteri; Characiformes; Acestrorhamphidae
Gene: pappab
Product: pregnancy-associated plasma protein A, pappalysin 1b
Exons: 22
Coding region: 362-5269 (1635 amino acids)
Molecular function (GO): metallopeptidase activity
Source: RefSeq, a predicted model, not a curated record
CUCUCUCCCUCUCUCUCCCCCCACCUCAAUCUGCGCUGAAGUGUCUUUGAAAGGGGGGCAAGGAAAGGGGGUCGUGGCUUAACAUUAUAAAGGAAAAAAAAUAAGACAGCUUUGCUUUCUUGCUGUAGAAUCCGCGUCUUGACAAGCUUGGGAAAAAAAAGGAAAAUAAGGAAAAACCAGAGGGGGUGAAGAUUCAGACGCACUGUGUUUUGGGGCUUUUUUGCGCACGAGCUACAUUACGUUUCUGAUUUUAUCUUUUCAAAAAAUAUAUAUUUUUUGUUAGAAAAAAAAAAACAUUUUUUAAUUUUUGAUCAAAGGGUCUCAGAUAGAGGGAGGAAUUAUUUAAAAAUAUAUAAUAAAAAUGAAACUUUUGCCUUUCUGCACUUGGCUCCCCUGCCUGCUGCUCUUCAUCUUCGGGAUGUGUCCGGUGGGGCGCGAGUGCGGCGCCGUCGCGAAGAGGACGCCCAGGUCCAAGAGGGAGCUGGUGCGCGCGAGGGAGGCUGCGGGAUCGGGAUCCGUCCCGGGCGCGUGUGCCACGAGGCUGCCGCGGGGGAAGCGCUCGGUGGCGACGGCGGCGACGGUGGAGAGACGCGUGGCGGCGGCGGCGGGGGGCGACCGGGAGAACGGAGCGGGGCGCCCCCCCAGGAGCGCCGUUUAUUUCACGGGCAGAGGAGACCAGCUGCGCCUGAAGCCCAGUGCCGAGGUACCGCGUGGCAACUUUACCCUGGAGAUGUGGACCAAGCCUGAGGGUGGCCAGCGCUCGCCCACCGUUAUUGCAGGACUCUACGACAAAUGUUUCUACGCAUCCUGUGACCGAGGCUGGUUAUUAGGCAUCAAGCCAGUGAGCGAUCAAGGCAACAGAGACCCACGUUUCUUCUUCUCCCUCAAAACUGACAGAGCGCACAAGGCCACCACCAUCACCUCCAAUGCACCCUACUCGCCCAACCACUGGCACCACCUCGCCAUCACCUACAACGGCCUCCACAUGAAGCUGUAUGUGAACGGGGCUCAGGUGGCUGUAAGCCGAGAUCAAUCCGGAGAGAUCUUCAGCCCGCUUACCAAAAAGUGCAAGGUGCUCAUGAUCGGCGGCAAUGCCCUCAACCACAACUACAGAGGAACCAUGGAGCACCUGAGCCUGUGGAGGAGGGCCUUAACCCAGCGAGAGAUCAUCCGCCACAUGAAGGGACAUGGUCACGACCACCCGGACGACCUCUCCCAACUGGUCAUUCACGAGAACUUCGAGAGCACCUCUCGGAAGUGGCUGACCGUUAAAGACGGGACCUUUCCCCAGGUGGUGGUCUCAGACAGGACAUGGACAGGUGAUCUGGGUGGCUCCACCCACACCGCGCUGCUCCCCCCACCUUGCGGCCAGACCAUUUGCGACAAUGUGGAGGUGGUGACCAACUACAUGCGCUUCUGGAGUUUCCGUAAACCCAAGACCGUGAGGUACCGGCUCGUAAACGUGUACGACGACCACGGCCUGUGGCCCACGGUGACGGAGCACCAGAUCAACCUCCAGCACCAGCACCUUAACGACGCCUUCCGCGUCUACAACAUCACCUGGGAGCGCACCGUCCACAACGUCUACAACUCCUCCUUACGCAACCGACUGGUGCUCACCAACUGCGACAUCAGCAAAGUAGGCGACGAAGAGUGCGACCCAGAGUGCAAUCACACGUACACAGGUUUCGACGCCGGCUACUGCAGGAGACAUACUGCCAUCUGUCCCAGACACAAGCAGGGGAACGGAGUUUGCGAUCCUGAGUGCAACUUGGAGAGUUUCUACUACGACAACGGUGACUGCUGCAACCCCAACAUCACCGACGUCACCAAGACGUGCUUUAAUCGCACCUCACCCCACAAGGCCUUUAUGGAUGUGAAGGAGCUGAAGGACCUUCUGCACCUGGACGGCUCCACCCACCUGAACGUCUUCUUUGCCAACUCGUCUGAUGAGGACCUAGCAGGAGUGGCCACCUGGCCCUGGGAUAAAGAGGCCUUAACGCAUUUAGGUGGGAUUGUGCUGAACCCCUCGUUCUACGGUACGUUUGGCCACACGCACACCAUGAUCCACGAGAUCGGACACAGCCUCGGACUGUACCACGUCUUCAGGGGGAUUUCGGAAGUAGAGUCGUGUAACGACGCCUGUCUGGAGACAGAACCUUCUUUGGAAACUGGAGACCUGUGUGUAGAUACGAACCCCACGCCCAAGUACAAGUACUGCAGAGACCCAGAGCCUGGAAACGAUACCUGUGGCCAACGCACCUUCAAGCACACACCCUACAGAAAUUAUAUGAGCUAUGCUGACGAUGCAUGCACAGACUCCUUCACACUGAAUCAGGUGGCCCGGAUGCACUGCUACCUGGACCUGAUCUACCAGUCCUGGAGGCCUGGCAGUAAGCCAGCUCCAGUUCCUCUACCUCUGCGCCUGAUGGAGCAAGGGCACGACUCCCUCACGCUGGAGUGGUUCCCUGCCAUCACCGGCCUUUAUUUUGACAGAGAAGUGGGAUCAGUAUGUGACAGAUGCACUGAAGGCCGAGUGCUCCUCCAGUACGCCACCAACUCGUCCUCCCCGAGACCCUGCGCUCCAUCAGGACACUGGAGCCCCAGAGAAGCGGAGGGUCCUCCGGACGUGGAGCAGGUCUGCGAGCCGAGCGUACGGACCUGGAGCCCCAACUCCGGGCUGGACUCCGGCAGCGUGGGCUCGGCCUCCUGCCCGCUGCAGGGCUGCAUGCUCCAGCUGGACUUCGCCUACCCGCUGGUGCCGGACUCGCUCACGGUCUGGGUCACCUUCUUCUCCCCCGAGGAGAACGGCCUGGCCGCCAUCCACAACAUCCUGCUGUUGACGCUGAGCGGGAACAACGUGUCUCUGGGCCCUCAGAGCGUCUUCUGCGACACGCCGCUCACGCUGAAGCUGGAAGUGGACGAGGAGGUAUGCGGCGUGCAGUUCUUCACCAUGGAGCAGCACUUGGAGAUCGACGCCACACUGAUGGCCUCCAAACCUGGCAAUGCCCUGUGUGAGGCGUGCCGACCGCUGCGAUACAGGCUCACCCGGAACCCACCUUUCAGCCAUGCUCCUCUCGGUGUGGUGCUUACGGAGCCUAGGAGGUACAUUGACAGGAAUGUGAAGCCUGGUGAGACGUACACCUACCAUGUGCUGACUGUGUCCAGAACAGCAGAAAGUGAGCCAUCUCCUCCUCUCAUCCAUCAGCUGGGAUCACCCUACUGUGGAGAUGGACUCGUCCAAAAAUAUCUGGGAGAGCAGUGUGACGACAUGAACUUUGCCAAUGGAGAUGGGUGCUCCAACCAAUGCAAAAAGGAGCCUUUGUUUAACUGUGUUGAUGAGCCCAGCCUGUGCUACUUCUACGAUGGCGACGGUGUGUGUGAGGACUUUGAGCGGGAGACGAGUGUGAGGGACUGUGGGCUCUACACACCCAGUGGUUUCCUGGACCAGUGGGCCACAAGGGUGGAUGUUUCCACUCAGCACAAGGUGCAUUGCCCUGCUGAGGUGGCUGCUGGGUAUCCUGCCGUGACAAAGAGCUGUCAGUCGAAGGUGUUUGACCUGUCUGAUGGAGUCUCUCAAGACGCCUGGUUUCCAUGUGAGGAAGCGCAGAUGCUGAGCCGGACCCACCACUACUGGCUGAAGGCGUACUACGCUCACCCUAUGGUGGCUGCUGCAGUCAUCAUCCACCUUGCCGCAGACGGAACCGCCUACAGUGACCAGACCCAGGCCAAUGUCACCGUGCAGCUGGUGGACACCAAGGAGCAGAUCCACAACCUCGGCGAAUGGCGUCUGAGUUGCCGGAACAAUCCGCUGGUGAUCCCAGUGAGUCAUGACCUGAGCAUGGCCUUCUACAGGACCCAGGCCAUCGUGGUCAGCUUCCGCUCGUCUCUAGUGGCUAUCUCAGGCGUGGGUCUGCGCUCUUUUCAGUACUUUGAUCCGAUCACCAUCAGCGGCUGCCAGAGUAAUGAGAUCUACAACCCCAUGGGACAAAGUUGUGUGCACUACUCGUGCGAUGCCAUUGACUGCCAGAAGCCUCUGGUGCACAACGCAGUGAUGAAGUGCAGCAGCCCGGGCUAUUUUAACGGCGUGCGCUGCACCGUCACCUGCAACCGAGGAUACACGCUGAAAAUCCACCGGGACGAUGACAUCAUCAAAACACAGUCGGACUCCACCGCGACCCUGACCUGCGCAGACGGGAAGUGGAACAAGCAGGUGUCCUGCGAGCCGGUGGACUGCGGCCGACCCGACAAGUACCACGUGCACCCCGCCGUCUUCCAAUUCGCCGAGGGCACCACCUACGGCAAGAGGUGCACUUUCCAGUGCCGGCAGCCGGCGCAGCUCAUAGGCACUAACAAUGUUCUGACGUGUAUGGAGGACGGGAUGUGGUCAUUUCCUGAGGCUCUCUGUGAGCUGCGGUGUCCUGCACCUCCACCUGUCCCCAACGCCAUCCUGCAGACCAAGCGCUGCAACGCCACUGGCCUCAAGGUGGGCUCCUUCUGCAAAUACAAGUGCAAGCCUGGAUACCACGUCCCGAGUGCAGAUAAGCCUAAGAGACGAGCGUUCACCAGGCAGUGUACGGAAGACGGAAGCUGGCAGCCGGGUGUGUGUGUGCCUGUGAUGUGUGAGCCGCCACCGCCGGUCUUCCACGGCAGCUACCAGUGCACCCACGGCUUCCAGUUCAACAGCGAAUGCUGGCUGAGCUGCCCCGGGGGCAACCACACGGCCACCUCCACCACCAGUGUGAUCCGCUGUAGGAAGGAUGGGAACUGGACCGGCUCCUUCCAGCUCUGUCCUCAGCUACAGGGCCAGUGCUCCCUCCCUCACAGCCUGGGUCCCGCUAUCCUCAUCAGCUGUGCUGAAGGACAACACAACAUCGGUACCAAAUGUGAGCUGGCUUGCAACGACAGUGGCAGUAGCUUAGUGCUCCUCCCCAGAAACAUGACCGAAGACGACUUACUGAAAGACCACUGGCGAAACCCCCCCAAAGUUCAGAGAAUCGUAUGCACGAUGGGGCUGAAGUGGUACCCGAGCCCAGAUACUCUGCACUGCAUUAAAGGUUGUGAGCCUUUCAUGGGCGACAACUACUGCGAUGGAGUCAACAACCGAGCGUUCUGCAACUACGACGGCGGAGACUGCUGUCAUUCUACUGUUAAAACUAAAAAGGUAAUCCCAUUCCCCAUGACCUGCGACACCCGAGAUGACUGCGCGUGUCGGGACCCAAAGGCCCAGGAGAACAGCAAGGGGCUCCGGCACCACACGCUGGGCUGAGAGCGGGCCGUCGACCCCCGGGAGCACCUGACGGGGGGUAAAAACGGAGAAAAAAAAAGAAACAUUCCUCUCUCUCCAUGCUGCUUACAAGAGGGCCAAUCCACUCACACUGUUCCCGUACAUGCCCGCCGUCACCACCACCGCCGCCGCCGCUGCUGCUGCCGCUGCUGCUGCCGACUACGCCAAGCCCUCGACCCCUCAUUCAGAGCAACACCCACCCACCAGGGUAAUGAUGCCACCCAACCCAACAGACAACAUCAAUACAGUUCAAUUACAGUACAACAAAUACUUAUGAUUCAAUAGGGUUGAAAUUAGUAAUGAAUACAAUACGAGAAGACUUUGAAGUUGUUUCAAAGUAUUGAUAACCUGGAACAGCCAAUUUUAUUCCUUUUUUUUUAAGUCUUUUUACAUAUUCUUUCUCUAAGGUUCCAAUUUAAGUUUCAAUUGCAGCAAGGUCACAGAUAGUAAUAAAAAAAUAAAUAAUAGAAAACAAAAAGAUUAAACAUAAAAUUUAAGAAAUUAAAUUUGUUGGAAAGAAAAUCUCAGCAAAUAUAGUGUGGAUAUAUUCAUGCCCGUUAUUGUAGAGCUUGAGCCAUUCAUAAAAGCUGUACAAAUUACUUGGCGAUAUGGUACUGUACGUAUCACGAUACAGGGGUUACGAUUCAAUAUAUCGCGAUAUAUUUCGAUACUGUAGUAAACUGCAGUGAAAUAUUACUUACAAUUGUUUUAAAUCCAAUUUUUGAGUUAUUAUAUUUCCAUAAUCUGAGUAAAAGAAAAGUUUGAGACUUUUAUCCAAUAAGAAGAUCAGAAUCAACACAAACAGAGUGAUUCAGCAAAAUGAAUCACUUCUGACACCAACCUUUACAUGUAAACUAAUACUUAAAAAUCGAUACUGUGGUUUUGAAAAUCGAUCAAUACAGUAUUGUGAUACUUCAGUAUGUUCUUUGAUAUUUUUUUACACCCCUAAUGACUCUCUUUUUGAGUUUUAUUCUAUUGUUAAUCAGCUAUCUAGUCUGAUUCAGCAUAGGAAAAGCUAAAACUACUAAAUGCUCUUUCACCAAUUGAACCGAAUCCCACCAGAGCAUUCUGAUAGAUGCUCUUCUGGACCCAAGAAGCAUAGGAAACUGAGGGUGGUGGAUAGGAACGUAGCGGUAGCGGUUGGUGCAGCCAGCUGGUGUGGCAGUAAAUCGCCAACCAGACAAAAAGCAAACCCUCUGGACCUUUCAGAAGAUACGCACAUCUAAACCUGAAGAGUUUCACCUAAAAAAAAAUAAAGGCGCUAAUCCGAUGAAUUUCAUCUCCAGCUGUGUGUGACAGAGAGAGAGAAAGCGAGAGGGAGGGAGUGAGGGAGGGAGGGAGUAGCGGACAAGCGAGUGAAUGGAGGAAAAAGGAGGGAUAGAUGAAGAGAGGGAUGGAUAGCGAGCGAGCGAGAGAUAGCGAGAGAGAAAGAGAGGAAGAGAGGAAGAGAAACUGGCUGCGAGGAGAUGAGAACAGAGUUGUGUUAGCACAGCUGUUGCUGCUAGUUUCGCUGCUUUGGCAGUGCAGCCAAAAUCUCACGUUGUGUUCUAUUGAGCGUAACCUUGUAUACACAGUCUACCUUCAGCCGUACCUCUGACCAUAACGCAGCCUUACAGUCACUGCCGCGCAGUAACCUCAUAUCUCCAUUGUGAACGGACCAAUAGAAUAGCGAAUAGUGCUCCAAAAUGAAUACAAUUCUCACUCUUUUACAUUGACUUCCACUAUAAGUUAGGAAGUUUUUGAGGCUAUUGAGGAUACUGGAGAUACAAGGUUAUUGUGUGACACACACACACACACACACAGUUAGGUGCUUCUUACCAAUUUGUACAGAGAUUAAAAGCCAAUGUAUGAAAUUCACAUUCACUCAGCAACUCACAUAGUUUCAGUUCAGUUAUAGUUUCAGUAAAACUUUACACCAACAUGCUAAAUGUCAUUGGAACAGGAACUGUGCUAACAAGAGAACACCUCACAACUUAUACAGCCGUGGGCAUUCCCCCACAAGCUGCCUCCUGGAGUAACACACUUCGUGAUCCCUUUACAGUACGUGGUGUCGUCCCAUGACUUUUGGCAUGCGUGUGUAUACCUUGUGCGCUGUAGAGCGCAAUACUAAACAGGGCGUAUGGAUUCAUUUAUUUGUUUAUGCAAAAAAAAACAACCUUGUAUCUUCAUUUUUGCUUAAUUUUCUUUGAAUUUGAAUCUGACCAUUGUUCACACUCUGUUCACACUGUGUCCAAAUAUCAUGAUGAAUGAAACAAUAGAAAUGCUCAAAAAUGACUUUUUCACAUUGACUUUCAGUGAAAGUUAUAAAAAAGCUGCCAUUUUGGAGAUACAAGGCUUUUUUGUUUGACACCGACAAAAUGUUACCGAAGUAAAAAAAAAAAGAAAAUAGUGAGCAGAGCAGGACUUUCUCAUCAAAUAAGUUCCCGAAUUUAAAAAUAAAAGCAUAUUUCUGCCACCCUGCAAUUAGGAGGAAGUCUUUUUAUCUUAAGUCGUAAAUUUAACGAAUGAAAGUUUCAUAGCACUCUGAAGAAGGAAUUUUCUCUCUCAAGUUUUGCAGUCAUCUUAUCGGAUGUCCAGCAAAAUUUGUGUUUCACCUUUAAUUUAGUGAGGAUAGAUCACUUAUCAUCAAGAAAACUGUUGCAUCCAGACGAAAUGUACAUUUUAUGAGAUGAAAUGGAGUUCUAGUAGUAGGAACAAUAAAUUAUGAAAUAUUCAGACUGAUUUGGGAACAAUUAGAGGUAGUGUGUGUAAUACAGGUUGAUUGUGGAGUUGUAGUUGUAGAGGUUCCUAAUGGUGUCCAGCGAUAGUACAUGACACCAGACCUUCUUGACCAUUGUGAACCAUUACACAAUUCUGUGUAGCUCAAUAAAU